Molecule: messenger RNA, 949 nt
Organism: Vigna unguiculata (cowpea)
Lineage: Eukaryota; Viridiplantae; Streptophyta; Magnoliopsida; Fabales; Fabaceae
Product: vacuolar iron transporter homolog 4 pseudogene
Source: RefSeq, a predicted model, not a curated record
ACACUAUAAAUAUUCAUCCCUAGAAGCGUGUGUUCUCCACAAGCUCUUAAUCACUUUCCACCUUUUCCAACUUCAUUUCACCUUUAUCAUCCCACAUGGCCAACCUUGGAGCUAGAACUAAUGGAAUCUCAUCAAACCAAGUUGAGAUUCCCAUCCAUGCAAAUGGUGUGGAGUCAAAACAAAGCGAAGAGAGCAACAUCGACUACUCUCAAAGGGCUCAGUGGCUUCGAGCAGCAGUGUUGGGAGCCAAUGAUGGGUUAGUCUCUGUUGCCUCACUCAUGAUGGGUGUUGGAGCUGUUAAGAAAGACAUCAGUGCCAUGCUUGUUGCUGGUUUUGCUGGACUAGUUGCAGGGGCUUGUAGCAUGGCGAUUGGAGAGUUUGUGUCUGUGUACACUCAGUACGACAUAGAGGUGACUCAGCUUAAAAGGGAGAGAGAGGGUAAUAACAAUGGAGGAGUGGAUGAAGAAUCUCAAAGGGAGAAGCUUCCGAACCCUUUUCAGGCUGCACUGGCAUCAGCACUAGCCUUUUCUAUUGGUGCUUUGGUGCCAAUGCUAGCAGCAGUUUUUAUACGGAGGCACAAGAUUAGGAUGGGAGUUAUUGGUGGUGCAGUUAGCCUUGCAUUGUUGGUGUUUGGAGGGAUAGGAGCAAUGCUUGGAAAAACUCCGGUGAAGAAAUCUUGUUUCAGGGUGCUGAUUGGAGGUUGGAUGGCCAUGGCCAUAACAUUUGGCCUCACCAAAUUGGUUGGCUUUGCUGAACUUUGAACAUCAUCAGUUAUUGUCGUUUAAGCUGUGGCUGCUUUGUUUCUGUGAACAAGAGUGUGCUGUUACACUACAUAGCUCUCUCCAAAGGAUAUUAGUGUUUUCUAUGAUAUCUCCGAGCUUUAUUUCAACUCUUUAUCAUGUGUGUUUUUAGUAUUUCGAGUACUGUGUGAAACUGUCACAGUGGAAAC